GUUUCGGCCGCAGCGCCAAGUGCGGGUGCGCUUGAACGUGAGAGGAAACCCGAGCUUGCCUUCCCUUGGCAUGGUGCUCCUCGGUUGACGUUUUCACUAUAUGUGGGCGUCUCUUUAUUUUACUGCUCACUCUGCGAAAGUAACCGUAACACGGCGUGUUUGUGUUGAUUCACGCUUGGAGGAAGAAAAAGAAACAACCUAGUUCAAUGUGGGUGUGAGCCUCACAAAAUAGGCGAAACGCACUGAAUCCUGCAUUGCAGCGGUGGGCGCUGGAGUAUUGCGUAAAAGGAGCGAAAACCUGAGUGGUCGACAUUACACGUUAAUCUGUAAUGUCCUCCGGGCUCAUGCUCUGCACGAAGUUGGCCGAUGUCGCUGAAUAAUGAGUGUAGGCUUUUCAUCCAAGCCCAGCUCCUGCAUGCAUGCGAAUAUCCUACUUCUUGCGGCCUUUUUCUGCCAUACGGUACAGAGUUUCAAGCCUGACCCUGCUCACUACAACACACCUCAUGAAGCUAUCGAGUAUAUUGCAUGGAAAGCUUUAAAAGAAGGCAAGCCUCCGUGUGUCACAGUUCAUCCCAUAGGAAUCAGCCUUUUCUGCAUCAUGGGACAGUGUGUCCAGGGUGAAAAUGGAAGUUCUUACUGCCAAUGCAGCCAGCAUUUUACGGGACUGACAUGUUCAGUCUACAAGGGCAAGUGCACAUCAGAAAGCAUUUGUGGUCCCCACCUGUGUCAAGACAACCCCAACAAAAUUAGCUUGUACGAGUGUGUGUGCAAGCCAGGCUACCAUGUUCCUGAGAGCCCAGCAUUCUCUCACUGUGUACCAGACAGUAUUCUCAGUAGUGCUAUUGAAGAGAUGUACAGUGAAAGCUCAACAAAUACAACUACACAGCCAUCGACAGCAACUUACAUUGAAAAGCUUGACAAAGCAAGCAUGCUUCUGAACAUCUCUGUGAAGAAUACCAGAACUUCUUUGAUGCCUGUUACAAUAGAAAGCAAUGCCUCUAAACCAGCAGUUGUAUGUGAAAGCUUAGGAUUUGACAUCCAUCCUGCUCAGAAGAAAGAAGAAAACACGGCAGUAGAUGCCUUCAGAGCAGCACUCCAAAAUACUACUGGGCAAGAUGAGCCAGCUGAAUCCACAGGAGUCAUGGAGACCAACAGCGAUGGUACUGUCCUUGAAAAUCAACUGCACCAUGGAGCUGACAGUGCCUUCACAGCAGCACUCCAAAAUACUACUGGGCAAGAUGAGCCAGCUGAAUCCGCAGGAGUCAUGGAGACUAACAGCCAUGGUACUGUCCAUGAAAAUCAACUGCACCAUGGAGCUGACAGUAUUAAAGGUCAAGACCAAACCAAGGAACGAAUAGAAGAGAAUUUAACUAAAUACCAUGUGGGUUUUGGCAGUGGAACCGUUACAGUAGCAUUAUCAAACAACAGAGGAGUGUACAAAACCAAGGAAAAAACAGAAAGAAAUGCAACAAUAUUGCGUGUGGGUCUCAACAGUCCACCUGUUACUGCAGUGUUAUUAGACUACAGUGAAGCAUUACUUUCAGUGCCUCAGCAGCUCAUGAAACGAGCAGUGAAGCUUCAGGUGCCUGUCAUACAGAGAAGGUGUGCUUCAACCUUCCAGAGCAAACAAGAUAGGACUUUUGAAACUCGUCUAACUCUGGAUGACCUUAUGCCUUAUCAAGGUGAUAUUGAACAAGCUGUCGACAACAAAAAACACAAGAAAAAAGAACAUCUUAUUAAUGUUUUCAAGUUCAAGCAUCACAUUCCCAUCAGUAGCCAUCUAGGGAACCAAGUAACACAGUUUGAACAUGCAGAUAGCAGUACUACAGUUCCUGUGCAGCCUUUUCAGAAAAAAUAUUUGAAUAAAAAUGACGAUGACUAUGAAGUCAUUCAGUUCAAAAAGAGGCUUCUGAAGAUGGCACCAGCCAAGCUAUUUAGAAAUGAAGACAAUAGUGACAAAUUAUUGCACAGACCUGCUGCUUAUUUGGUUGCCAAAGAAACAAAAAAAAUGAAAGCUAUAAAAAGUUACCUCAAACAUAAGCAACAAUCCAUUGAAGCUCAGGAUGACAUUAUUGAUAGCUUGAAGCAUGCAGUGGAGGUUGACGAGUACAGCAAAAUGAACGUUACCAGAAAAUAUGGCCAUGACAGUGAAAGCACAGAAAGUUUUAUGGUGCCUGAGAAGAGAAAACGCAGAGAGUCAAGUUUUCUGCAAGAAAGCAAAGCUGUAGAUAAUGCCAUAACAGAACAGAAGCAACUAUCUGUGGAUUCAGACCUAACUUCUGAGAGGAAGAAUGAGCCAUUUAGGCUAAUGCGACAGCACAAGCCAGUCUGGCCUGAACAUUUCCCAAGGAAAAGUCACCUCCAAGAAGCCGCAUACAAACCUGAUGAAAACUAUGAAAAAAAAAUUGGGAACUUGCAAGAGCACAGUGUUACUCCUGUCAUAAUUCGAAAAAAAAACACACCAUCGCAGAAUAGCGAUAGAAUUACCCGUAUAGCCACUGAUGCAAUAAGCUGGAGCAAUGAUAAGCUCAAAGACAGUCCAGUUUUACCCGAUGCUGCCACAAAAUGGAAGCACGAAAUUGAGCCGCACGUUUUCACAAGCACUCCAAAAAAUCAGAUGCUGACACCCUGCAAUAAUUCAUUGUUGCUUCUGUCAGAUGUCAAAGUAAAUACCUUUUUAGCCCAUAAAAAAGAAAAGCGCCAUUUCACAGGCAGAAAUCCAUUGCUGUUCUUCAAUGUGACAGUUUUAAAUAAUUAUGGCAGUAACAAAUCAUCUGCUUCCUACCUGGUUCCCCUUGCAGGAAGCAAAGCCAUUAUGAUAUCAUGGGGCACAUAUGGUGACUAUUCUUCGUGACACAUACGCCGUGCACUGGCAAAGUUUUACAUGUGCCGCAGAAACUAGGUGGUGUACCCCACCCAAGCAGCCUGGUGUAUUACUGGUCUGGAUUAGCAGCUACGGAAGUGCCUGGACUAUGUGACUAAGAAGCGACUUGUAAUGCUCAAUGGUAUGGACUAGCAGAAGUGCCUGGACUUGGUGGCUAAGAAAAAACUUGUAAUGCUAACUGUGCUAUUUAUAAAACCGACAUUCACACAGAAUUGGUAGUGCUUACCUUGGAUUAAUUUUGUGGCCCCAAUCACUUAAAAAGAGUGACAUCAUCAAGAGUGAGCAGCCAGUGCUCUACAGUUGAAUCCCUUUAUAGGAAACAUGCACCGGGGGGGAGGAAUUCUCGUCUUCUACAUGAGGUGUGUCUAAUAGGCAGUGUACUAUGGCUGAAUUUUCUUAACACCUAUUUCAAUGCAGGCACACUGUUCUUUCUUACAUCAGUGUCUCUUAUAAAGGUGUUCCACUAUGCACUCAAACCUUAAUAUAACGAUCCCAGACAUAACAAAUUAUCGGUUAUAGCAAAGUAAAUGUAGAACAGCUCUGUCAUAAAUACAUGCUGCAAAUAUAUGUUUAUGACAAAUUAACAAACAUAACAAAGCAUUUUUGUGGCACGUGUCACUUGUUAUAAUAAGGUUUGAGUGUAUAUCAAUCUUUAUAAACUGUUUGUUUUCUGAUGCAGCAAGUUGAUAAGUGUAGUCUGGACAGAUGCACCCACUGGUGACUCAGCCUCCCGCACCAUAGCAUUAUCUCUUGCACCUAGUACUCAUGUGGUUACAACAUUCCAGAUUGGUGUAUGUGCGCUUACAGUAACUGGGCAUUCUGCCAGUGCUACAUAUAUCCACAAGAUGUUGAAUCAGUAGCAAAGAUCCACUAACCACUUUGAGGAUGCAGCAAUUUCACCAUUUGUAUUCAGAAGUGUAUAUUUUCAUCACUUUAACGUUUUUGAUUCAGUAGAGAUCUCUAGAAGGACAGUCUUCUUUUAUACAUAAAUACUUGAAAAGAUUUAAAGCUAAAUCUGUUAUGAAAACAUUGUGCCACAACAGCAAAGAGGCCACACCACAGUUGCAUGUCCUUGUUUCCAAUAAAAAAAAGCAGAUUUGUAAACAAAAGGAAAAGUCAGAAAUGGUUCUCAUAAUUUUUGGAUGUUAAACCUCACAUAUCAAUUGAUCAAUUAGAAAUGGUUCUUAGUUUAACUGCAUAACAAAUUCCACAAAUGCUAAAAAGCAGAAAAAAAAAAACACAUUGAUGCCAAAGUUUUUUUUUUCUGUAGAAGUGGUGAUGCAGCCUGAAUCAACUUCCAAUUGUCAAUAUUGUAUACAAACAUGCUUUUUCAACACCCUGCUUGAAUUUGUAUGUACUAAAACACGCUUGUUCAACAUUACAAAUUUUGCUCACCUUUAGAUCAAUACCCACUGCAGGUAUUUUCUUUUUGCAAUGUAGAACCACAGUCACUGGAUAAAAAACCUUGUUUUUUAUCCAGCGGCCGUGGCAGAACCAAUCUGGCUUUCUUGCAGAACCUACAUGUUUGCUUUGUAUAAAGGUUUUGUUAACUCAAAAUUUCUAAAAAUUGUGAAGAAUCACUGGGAGUGAUGAAUAAUUCUGUUGUAAGCAUAUUUAUGUCUUGUAAUCUUGUCACAAUUACCAGAGAGGUUGGUUCUAUUUUCUAUUCAGUACGCUAUAGUGCCACAGUAAACCUGAUCUCUCUUGUGUACCAUCAGGUGACUCUGGGUGAUGAAACCUGGAAAUGAAUCAAAGAAAUACA
This is a messenger RNA of Rhipicephalus microplus (southern cattle tick), 4646 nucleotides long. RefSeq lists its product as uncharacterized. NCBI's taxonomy places the organism in Eukaryota, Metazoa, Arthropoda, Arachnida, Ixodida, Ixodidae. The record is from RefSeq and is a predicted model, not a curated record.